AUGGUUCGUCUCAUUUGAGUGUUCGGUGGGUGUGUGGAUGCCUGCUUGGUGUAUGAGUGUGUGUGUGUUGAGAUGAGGUUGUUGAUCGUUUUGUGGGUAAAAAGUUUGUGAAUUAGUUGGUUGGAUCCAGUUCUCAUGUUUGGUCUUAAUUUGGUGGGCAUUAAGUUCGGUUUGUAUGCGCGCGAAAUUCGAUCUUCGCGUUCAACUUGAAUGUGUUGGUUGUUAUGCUCUCGCACGGCUUUUGGAGAAGGAAAUUGGGCGUCGCCUGUAUACACGUCUGUUUGCCUUUGGUUGCGUCAAUAUGAGUAGUCAUAGUCUGUUUGGGGAGCGUGGUUGUUUGGGUCUUCGUGAAAAUCCUCAUCGCCAACCCCGAGAGGUUCCACUGACGUGGUUUGUACGCAUAUAACUGCAUCUCGGGCCUUGCAUUUACGCAAGAAUUUAUCGAUUGUCAGUGUGAAUUUUCUCAUAACGCUCUAUCGAUUGCGACAAUUGUACGCUGUGAGGGAAGUUCGUCAACUAUCCUUAUUCUUUAUCACGUGUCCUUGAUAUUCGAACCUUGGUGACUGUACCUCUCAGAUACAUGUGGUGAUAGGAUUAGUUUCUUGCAUGCCAAACGUGCGUUGUCUCUACUUUUAGAAUCUCCACUUUGAUAUGCUCGCGAUUUUGCUAUCACCCCAUUUGGCUCUUGAACUGUAAGCUCAAGUUUGCAGUACGUAUUUCAUGGACAUUGUACAAUUCGGGGCCGAAUGUUUAGCGUGCACUCCGUCCGGCGCUUGUUGGGCUUUGGCGUAUUUCUUGGUCCUUCUAUGUAUUGUCUCUGAGUAGUUUUUGGUCCAUGUCGUGAUGGUAAAUAUUUUGGAUGUCAAUGGCAACGAUUUCUCGUCUCUUUCGUUGUGAAUUCUCGUAUCUGAUCCAGAUUUUGAUCCAAUCGUGGAGGCAUGAUUGAUUUGCAGUGUAUGGGGGUUCUUGUGGGUGUGCUUUCUAGUCUGUGUAUGACGGUUCUGUAUGGCUGUACAGUAGUUUAGUCAUACCUGUUGGUUAGAGCUGCAGUCUCGUUAUUGUGUGUUGUCUCGCUAUUGCCUUUUAGUGAGUUGUCUCCAAUGAAAGAUGGCAGUCCAUCUUGCGUGAGAUUGAUCUGAAGGUUGAUAGGGAUGGGAUUUCAAUCGUGCGAACUGUAGGGUGCGUUGUUUGUAAUUUUAAGUGCAUUCAAGAGACAAGGAGAGGGGACACCAUGGGCAGGUUGUACUUGAUACAGUUGGAUGGGCGCAUCUACAGCUGUCGACAUUGCCGCAGUCACUUGGCUCAGUGUGAUGAGCUGGUCUCGAAGUCAUUUCACUGUCGGCACGGGAAAGCCUACCUUUUUAACACUGUGGUGAACGUCUCUGUCGGGCCACUAGAGGAUCGAAUGAUGACCACCGGCAAGCAUGCGGUGGCUGAUAUUUUCUGCAACAGUUGCCAGCAAGUUGUGGGUUGGAAAUAUGAAGUGGCUUAUGAGAAGAGCCAGAAGUACAAAGAGGGCAAGUUUAUUCUUGAGCGAGCCAAGAUGGUCGAUGGUGACGGCAUCGAUACAUUUCACUUUAGCGAUGGAGAUGAUGAGUAAUUCAUCACAUUAUCCUCUCCACAGCUCAGGGCGCUGUAGUGGCGCAAUCAUUUGAAGGUGCUAUUUGGUGCAUUCUGCAAACCAAGACUCAGCAUUGGGCCUCUUCAACAUCAUUGGUUUCAGUUUUUCUGUUAUUUCUCUUUCUAUUUGUGAAGAUCAAUAAUCCAUUUCAUGGGCUUGACCCAGCGGAAAAAUCGCUGCAUUGAUUUGGACAGAGUUCUUAUAGUAUACUUGUACAAAUUUAAAAAUGCCCAAUGUGCGCUUCUAGAAGCAAACACUGACA
Molecule: messenger RNA, 1883 nt
Organism: Physcomitrium patens
Lineage: Eukaryota; Viridiplantae; Streptophyta; Bryopsida; Funariales; Funariaceae
Product: protein yippee-like At5g53940
Source: RefSeq, a predicted model, not a curated record